AUGAAACUGGGUUUCCUGGCUUCCGUCCUAAUUGUUGGUUUGGCCACUGCUCUUCCUAUCAGUGGAAGGCAACCUUCGCCUAUCGCUGAGAAUUUGCCACAAGAUGGGGAUACUCUCUUAAAUUCCCCGCCGGAUGGGGCAUUCUCAACGGUGAUUGAAGAGGCUGUCAAUGCACUGGACCAGGCUGUGAGGGGAUUCAUUGAUUCGGUGAAGAUGGUCGUUGGGUCAUUGACAAAAUCCUUGAGUGACAUAGGCAAAGUCGAUCCUGAGAGAAUCGGUGUCCUAGGAAUCUGCGCAUCAGGUGGAUAUACCUCGUACGUUGCACAAUCAGACACCCGCAUCAAGGCUCUUGGAACAGUCAGCGCUGCCUGUGUAGGUCGGAUGACACGCAAUGGCGGUCUCUAUGAGAGCAACAAUAAAGAGUCGCCCGAAGCCAUCGCUGGCGCUCUCAAGGCCGCGGGAGACUGGCGUACCGCCCAUGCCAACGAUACCCAAACUCAAGCACCUCGUAUGUUUGAAACAGAAGCAUCUGCAGUGCCAGAGGAUUCUCCCUCCUUCUUUAAGUCGGCUGUCGCAUAUGAUGGCACAAAGUGCGGUCACCAUGCUCGAUCCGACCAGCGGGUUCCUCCAUCGAUCUACGAUUUAAUGAUUGGUUACGACUCGUUUAUCUACCAGCAUCUCAUCUCGCCACGACCUUUGUUAAUGAUUGCUGGUACUGAGGCUGAAACUCUACACCACAGCAAGACGGCGGUGGAGGGGGCAAGAGAUCCCAAGGAAUUGUUCAUCGUCAAAGGCAAGAAUCAUUUCGAUUUGUACGAUAAUUUUAUAGAGUCAGCGCCAAAGCUAGUCGAGUUUUACGCAAAUGCGCUCGCUCAGUAA
Trichoderma aggressivum f. europaeum is the source of this 879-nucleotide messenger RNA. RefSeq lists its product as uncharacterized. The transcript is spliced from 3 exons. Bases 1 to 879 code for a protein of 292 amino acids. NCBI's taxonomy places the organism in Eukaryota, Fungi, Ascomycota, Sordariomycetes, Hypocreales, Hypocreaceae. The record is from RefSeq and is a predicted model, not a curated record.